Messenger RNA from Clonostachys byssicola, 1701 nucleotides. NCBI's taxonomy places the organism in Eukaryota, Fungi, Ascomycota, Sordariomycetes, Hypocreales, Bionectriaceae. The record is from the annotation of a GenBank genome assembly.
AUGAUGCAGUUUGGACCCUUCAAGCCUGGCGGAAGUGCGUCUCAUGCUCAAGUUUCAUAUGGUUCUUCGAGUUCAGAUGAGCAAGACUUUGAAAACAGUGUCUCUAGAGUGACACAUGAUACGUCAUCUAAGACUGCUCAAGUUGCUGUUCAUCCAACAGAUGAAGAGACGCCUUUAUUAGGAGGUCGGCAGGAUAGUGAAGACGGGGCUACCGACGAGGGUACUCAGUUGACGAAGAGUGUCAUGGUGAUACUCCUUCUCGGCGAAUUGCUCUCCCACGCCGAUACAACACUCAUCUUUGCCGCCGCACCACAAAUUGCGUCGGAACUGGGCAGUCUUCGCGGCAUCGGGUGGCUUGCCACAUCGUACACACUAGGUGUAUGUUCGAUGCAACCUCUCUACGGGAGGCUCAGCGACAUAUUCGGCAGGAAACAUAUGCUACUGUUUGCAUAUGCUGUCCUCUCGGUGGGAUGCAUUCUUUGCGGCCUGAGUCAGAGUCUCGUACAGAUCAUCGUCUCCCGCGCCAUCAGCGGCAUUGGCGGUGCUGGCGUUAUGACCAUGGCAUCGAUCAUCAUCACCGACUCGGUUCCAAGGAGCAAGUUUGCCACAUACAGGUCGUACAUCAACCUUGCCACGACGCUUGGGAGGAGUAUUGGUGGGCCCAUUGGCGGCUUCAUCGCUGACUCGAUGGGUUGGCACUGGCUUUUCUGGUGUCGCCUUCCCUUCUUUGCACUCUCAGUCGCCCUCAUCCUCACUUCUUUGAAGGACGAAAAAUAUAGCGAUACUAAGCAGACAGACAACUCUGAUGAAUCUCUUUCGCCUAGUUCUUUCCGCCAAAAGUGGGCCAAGGUUGAUGUUAAAGGGGCACUGCUGUUGACCAAGACUAUUGUGUCCCUCAUCCUGCUACUCGACACAGUUGAGGAUCAUCUUGGAACCCCGCAGUUCUGGCUUCUGUUGGUGUCGGUACUUACGUUUGGCCAGCUGUUUGUAUUUGUCGAAAUCUUCGGUACCAAUUCGCCAAUUUUCAACCUGCGGAUUCUGGCGAAGCGCAACGUGGCACUGUCAUACCUAGUCGACUACCUACAAGUCUUCUCGCAGGUCGGCAUGAUGUUCUCUGUGCCCUUGUACUUUCAGGUCACACAGAGGGCGUCUGCAGCGAAAAGCGGUGCCCACAUUGUCCCGGCUGUGAUUGCCAACACGAUCGGUGCCCUUGCGUCGGGAAAGAUGCUGCAGGCUACGCAUCGCCACAAGAUUAUUCUGGUCUUGGUCGGGCUGCUUGGAGCCACCUCCUAUAUCCUAAUCUGGGCCCGCUGGAAUGGCGACACUCACUUCUGGGAGUCCCUGUACGUUAUUGCUGGCGGAUUUGCUACGGGUGUAGCUCAGUCCGCCUCUUUUGUCACUAUGUCGUCGCAUCUCGAGAAGCAAGAGGUGGCAAUGGCUACGGGUGGUUUCUUCCUUGCCUCCAGCCUAGGUACAGUCACUGCUGUUACGACAGUUAAUGUGCUUCUUCAGUCAUUCUUCACCCGAAGACUGGAUACCGUCGUGGACAUUCCGAAUAAAGAAGAGCUUAUUAAAAAAGUAACUUCUAAUAUUGACAACAUAUCAAAGCUGACUGGAGAGCUGCGCAAUCUUGUGGUUGGUGCGUUUGUUGGAUCACUCAAGACCACAUAUAGUAAGGCUUCACGAGGAAUUGAGAGUUGA